Messenger RNA from Macroventuria anomochaeta, 1587 nucleotides. RefSeq names its product Oxysterol-binding protein. Gene Ontology annotation, molecular function: oxysterol binding. Gene Ontology annotation, biological process: maintenance of cell polarity; piecemeal microautophagy of the nucleus; endocytosis. Lineage: Eukaryota; Fungi; Ascomycota; Dothideomycetes; Pleosporales; Didymellaceae. The transcript is spliced from 4 exons. Gene Ontology annotation, cellular component: intracellular membrane-bounded organelle; membrane; cytosol. The record is from RefSeq and is a predicted model, not a curated record. Bases 101 to 1300 code for a protein of 399 amino acids.
CUCCGCCUGCUGCGCGGAACACAGCAAGAACACCUUUCUGCUCACAUUACCGCACCUCUACCUUCCCCGACCUCUAUUUUCGUACACAUAAUCAUAUAACAUGGCUGAGAAAGAAGGAUCUGCUGUGCCCCCACAGGCAAAGGGUUCGUGGGGUAGCUUCCUCAAGUCGAUCGCAUCCUUCAAUGGCGAUCUCUCGUCCAUGACCGCACCUGCGUUCAUUCUCUCCACAACAUCUCUCACCGAAUUCUCCUCAUACUGGACUGAACACCCGUCCAUAUUCGUCGCGCCUGCCGCCGAGAAGGACCCUGCCAGACGCGCCGCACUCGUGCUCAAGUGGUUCUUGAGUACAUUGAAGCAGCAGUAUGCCAGCCGAAGCGAGAAGCUGGGUAGCGAGAAGAAGCCGCUGAACCCCUUCUUGGGCGAGCUGUUCUUGGGCAAGUGGGAGGACCAGGCAGGUACCACACAGCUCGUCAGCGAGCAAGUCAGCCAUCACCCUCCAGUCACAGCGUACUCGAUCUGGAACAGCCAACAUGGUGUUCGCCUGCAGGGAUACAACGCGCAGAAGGCCUCAUUUUCAAGCACCAUAAACGUCAAGCAAAUUGGCCACGCCACUCUCCACAUCGACGCUUAUGAUGAGGACUACCUCAUCACCCUCCCCUCGCUGCACAUCGAAGGCCUCAUCUCAGGUUCUCCCUAUGUUGAGCUGAACGGCAGUUCCUACAUCACCUCCUCUUCCGGCUACACCGCCAAGAUCGACUACAGUGGAAAGGGAUGGGUGUCUGGAAAGAAGAACCGAUUUUCGGCCUCGCUUUACCCCACAGGAAACGAGAAGGAUGUAAUCUACUCCGGCGAAGGCCAAUGGAUCGACAAGUGGGCUAUCAAGGAUGCUAAGAACAAGUCCACCUUCGCGUCACACGAUCCCAGCACCACCAAGACCACGCCUCUCACUGUUGCGCCUGUCGCAGAGCAGGACGACUUCGAGUCCCGCCGCGCGUGGAAGAAGGUUGCCGAUGCCAUUGUCAAGGGUGACAUGGAUACAACCAGCGCCGAGAAAUCCAUUAUUGAGAACCGUCAACGCGAGAUGCGCAAGCAAGAGCAAGCAGAUGGACGCGAGUGGGAGCGCAAGUUCUUCACUCGCACAGACAAGUCACCAGUUUUCGAGCGACUUGCUGCCAAGGUUGGCGAGAAGACCAACGAAUCUUUGACAAACGGCAUCUGGAUAUUCGAUCAGGACAAGGCGAGUGCUGCAAAAUCGCCAUUCCACCCGGACGUCAACCCGCCAAUUUACGUGCAGAAAUGAAGCAGAGAGGCAGUACAGGGAUCAUCUUGCGUGUUGCAAGACAGAAUAAUUUCAUGAACGAGUGUACUAAUUGGGACGAUCAGGGUAUUGGGUUAUCCGAGGAAACGCCUUACGAUCGGUAAGAUCUUGAUCAAAUGAAAUCGCACCUGCGACCUGUGCGAUACGUCUCGAGAACGCGCAGUCACCCUCAUCCAGCACUAUCGAGACAACACACCGUUUCUCUUGAACAUUCAUAGACCCUAGCAAUACAUACUAUUAUACAAGCCCUAAUGAAACAUGAAUUAUAC